GAAUGCCUGCAGCGUCUCGGAAGACUCACCUGCAGAUCCCGAGCUCAGGCGAGCAGAGCCACUUUUGAUGAGAUUCUGGGAGGACCACACUGUCAAACAGGGGUAAACUCGAGGAGGCCAGAAUGCUCUGGGCAUGAUCUGUCUAGAGCAUCCAGUGACGAAAAACAAGAAGCCACCUUCACCAAGUCUGAGAAACAGAUCUUCUCUACACUGGAUCAGGAGAUAAGGACUCAGAGAGGGUAGAGAAGUGGCAUAAAGGUGUAGGGCAGGGGGCCGCUGGUGCAUGUGGGGGCAGUGCACAUCCCUUGCUGGAGAGUGGAAGCCCACCUCGCCCAUGCAGUCCCCUGCCCAACCCAGUCUCGCCACCCUCUGCAAUGGUGACAUGAGCAAAUGCAUUAAGGAGAAGCCCAAUUUUGACUUAUCUUUUUUGACUCCUUGGAAAAACCAUACAAUAUAUUUGUAAAUAGAAGACUGUGUCUAUCCUAAUUGGUGUGGUUGCAAGGUGAUGAUGCUGAUGUGUGGACGUGUAAGGCGGCUCUUCCGUCAGCUCACGCUGCAGACCAGCCUGCUGCUGCUCUUCCUUUUUUGCAUGGUCAGUGUCCUCAUCUCAGCCUAUUUCCUGUAUGGCGUCAAACGGGAGCUCGAACCAGCAGGAGUCGGAGGUAUGGUUGUCCCAGAAGAAGGUACUGCCGAUUGGGACGAUCCCCGAGCGACUCCUUCCCCUCCGUCUGCAAGGGUGCUGCCUGCCAGAACCGCCAAACCGGCAGACAUGUCUCGAACUGACCCUGUUGUACUGGUGUUCGUGGAGAGCUUGUAUUCUCAGUUGGGCCAGGACAUUGUGGCCAUCUUGGAAUCUGGGAGAUUUCGAUACCAGACUGAGAUCGCACCAGGGAAGGGCGAUAUGCCCACACUCACAGACAAGAACCGGGGUCGAUUCACACUGGUCAUCUAUGAGAACAUCCUCAAAUAUGUCAACCUGGAUGCCUGGAACAGAGAGUUGCUGGACAAAUACUGUGUGGAGUAUGGCGUUGGAAUCAUCGGCUUUUUCAAGGCUAAUGAGAACAGUUUGCAGAGUGCCCAGCUCAAGGGCUUUCCUCUCUUCCUGCACUCCAAUCUGGGUUUAAGGGACUGUAGCGUCAACCCCAAGUCUCCACUGCUGCUCAUAACCAAGGCCCGGGAAGUGGAACAUGGCCCCUUACCUGGAGAUGACUGGACUGUCUUCCAGUCUAACCAUACCACCUAUGAGCCUGUGCUGUUAGCUCGGGGACGGAGUACGGAGGCUAGUGGAGCGCCCGGACCCCUUCAUGCAGCCGUGGUUCAGGAUUUGGGUCUUCAUGAUGGCAUCCAGCGGGUACUCUUCGGCAACAACCUGAACUUUUGGCUGCACAAACUGGUGCUGGUGGACGCAGUGAGUUUCUUGACUGGCAAACGUCUCUCACUGGCUCUUGAGCGCUACAUACUGGUGGAUGUCGAUGACAUCUUUGUUGGGAAGGAGGGCACACGGAUGAAGGUUUCUGACGUCAAGGCACUUCUAGAGACGCAGAAUGAACUCCGAACCCACGUGCCCAAUUUUACUUUCAACUUGGGAUUCUCUGGAAAGUUCUUCCAUGCGGGCACAGAUGAGGAGGAUCUCGGAGAUGACCUGCUUCUGUCCUACAGUAAAGAGUUCUGGUGGUUUCCCCACAUGUGGAGUCACAUGCAGCCACACCUCUUCCACAACCAGUCUGUGCUGGCUGAACAAAUGCUGCUCAACCGCAAGUUCGCGGAGGAGCAUGGCAUUCCCACAAACAUGGGUUAUGCAGUGGCUCCCCAUCACUCUGGAGUGUAUCCCAUCCAUUUGCAGCUUUACGAGGCCUGGAAGAAAGUGUGGGGCAUCAAAGUGACCAGUACAGAGGAGUAUCCCCACCUCAAACCCGCACGCUUUCGCAGGGGCUUCGCACACAGUGGCAUCAGUGUGUUACCCAGGCAGACCUGUGGUCUCUUUACUCACACCAUCUUCUACAAUGAGUAUCCUGGAGGCUCUAAAGAGCUGGACAAACUCAUAAAUGGAGGAGAGCUUUUCCUCACUGUCCUCCUCAACCCAAUCAGCAUCUUCAUGACCCACCUGUCCAACUACGGGAAUGACCGUCUUGGCCUGUACACUUUUAAGAACUUGGUGAAGUUCAUACAGAUGUGGACCAACCUGAAACUGCAGACCCUCCCACCUGUACAGCUGGCACAGAGAUAUUUCCAAAUCUUCCCUGAAGAGAGGGACCCCAUCUGGCAGGACCCCUGUGAGGACAAAAGACAUAAAGACAUCUGGUCUAAGGAGAAGACCUGUGACCGUUUCCCCAAGCUGCUUAUCAUCGGACCUCAGAAGACUGGAACUACUGCUCUCUAUCUGUUUCUGGGCAUGCAUUCCGAUUUGACCAGUAACUACCCCAGCAAGGAGACCUUUGAAGAAAUCCAGUUCUUCAACGGCCGAAACUACCACAAAGGCAUUGACUGGUACAUGGAGUAUUUCCCUCUACCCUCCAACACUAGCUCAGAUUUCUACUUCGAGAAAAGUGCCAACUACUUCGACUCUGAGGUUGCGGCCCGGCGAGCAGCUGCUCUUCUGCCCAAAGCCAAAAUCAUCACCAUUCUUAUCAACCCAGCUGACAGAGCCUAUUCCUGGUAUCAGCACCAGAGGGCCCAUGAUGAUCCUGUGGCUCAGAAAUACACAUUCCAUGAUGUCAUCACUGCUGGCCGGGACGCGCCCAUCAAACUGAGGGUCCUGCAGAGCCGAUGUCUGUUGCCCGGUCUUUACGCCACACACCUUCAGCGUUGGCUCACACACUAUCACCCCAGUCAGAUCCUGGUCCUGGAUGGACAGAUGCUGAGGACAGAACCAGCUUCAGUGAUGGACAAAAUCCAGAAGUUUCUAGGCCUGACAAACACGCUCAACUACCACAAGAUCCUUGCGUUCGACCCGAAGAAGGGCUUCUGGUGUCAGCUGCUAGAUGGAGGGAAGACCAAAUGCCUGGGGAAGAGUAAGGGCAGAAGAUAUCCUGACAUGGACAUUGAUUCCCGGACCUUCCUGAGAGAGUAUUACCAUGAGCACAACAUUGAGCUCUCCAAGCUGCUGUACAAAAUGGGCCAGCCGUUGCCUAGCUGGCUGAGGGAGGAGCUACUCCACAGCAGGUAACCUGAGGAGGGGGGUGGGGACACACUGGUCAGACUCGGACACCCCUCCUUCUGCUCUUAAGGGGACUCGCCCUCUUGUCCACCCCUGUCAGCCGCCGGCCACGGUCGGUCAAGUCUUCUUC
Molecule: messenger RNA, 3287 nt
Organism: Rhinichthys klamathensis goyatoka
Lineage: Eukaryota; Metazoa; Chordata; Actinopteri; Cypriniformes; Leuciscidae
Gene: ndst1b
Product: N-deacetylase/N-sulfotransferase (heparan glucosaminyl) 1b
Exons: 15
Coding region: 506-3166 (886 amino acids)
Cellular component (GO): Golgi apparatus
Molecular function (GO): heparan sulfate N-sulfotransferase activity; deacetylase activity
Source: RefSeq, a predicted model, not a curated record